CAGAGAGCUCUAGACGGGCGGGCCUGAAAGGUCAGAGUCUGCAGGGGUCGCGAUCCAGACGCGCCGCCCCGGCCGAGUCCAGUCCCGCUCGCUGCCUGUAGCCCGCCGCCCUGCUUCGUGCCUGCCAGCAUGUCGUUCGUCCCGGUGGCCGCGGAUUCAGACUUCCCCAUCCACAACCUGCCCUACGGCGUCUUCUCCACCAAAAGCAACCCAAAACCGAGGAUUGGUGUGGCCAUUGGUGACCAGAUCCUGGACCUCAGUGUCAUUAAGGACCUCUUCACUGGGCCUGUCCUCUCCAAACACCAGGAUGUCUUCGAUCAGCCAACUCUCAACAGCUUCAUGGGCCUGGGUCAGGCUGCCUGGAAGGAGGCAAGAGGAUUCUUGCAGAACUUGCUGUCUGCCAGCCAAGCCAGGCUCAGAGAUGACACGGAGCUUCGGAAGCAUGCGUUCACCCCCCAGGCUUCUGCCACAAUGCAUCUUCCAGCCACCAUAGGUGACUACACGGACUUCUAUUCCUCUUGGCAGCAUGCUACAAAUGUCGGAAUCAUGUUCAGGGGCAAGGAAAAUGCAUUGGUGCCAAAUUGGCUGCACUUGCCAGUGGGCUACCAUGGCCGCGCUUCCUCUGUCGUGGUGUCUGGUACCCCAAUCCGAAGGCCCGUGGGACAGAUGAGACCCGAUGACUCUAAGCCUCCUGUAUAUGGUGCCUGCAAACUCUUGGACAUAGAAUUGGAAAUGGCUUUCUUUGUAGGUCCUGGGAACAAAUUUGGAGAGCCGAUCCCCAUUUCCAAGGCCCAUGAGCACAUUUUUGGAAUGGUCCUUAUGAACGACUGGAGUGCUCGAGACAUUCAGAAGUGGGAGUAUGUCCCUCUUGGGCCAUUCCUCGGGAAGAGUUUUGGAACCACAAUCUCUCCAUGGGUGGUACCCAUGGAUGCCCUCAUGCCCUUUGCUGUGCCCAACCUGGAGCAGGACCCCAGACCCCUGCCAUACCUCCGCCAUGACCAGCCUUACACAUUCGACAUCAACCUCUCUGUUGCCCUGAAAGGAGAAGGAAUGAGCCAGCCGGCUACCAUAUGCAGGUCCAAUUUUAAGCACAUGUACUGGACAAUGCUGCAGCAGCUUGCUCACCACUCUGUCAAUGGCUGUAACCUGCGGCCCGGGGACCUCUUGGCUUCUGGAACCAUCAGCGGGCCGGAGCCAGAAAGCUUUGGCUCCAUGUUGGAGCUGUCCUGGAAGGGAACAAAAGUCAUAGAGCUGGGGAAUGGACAUACCAGGACGUUUUUGCUGGAUGGGGAUGAAGUCAUCAUAACAGGGCACUGCCAGGGGGACGGUUACCGCAUCGGCUUUGGCCAGUGUGCUGGAAAAGUGCUACCUGCUGUCUUGCCAGUGUGAGAUCUCUCUGCUGUCCUGGAAUUGAACGGCUCAAGCCCCCCUGGGGGACCAGGGACCCCCUCUAUGUCUGUAGGUCUGGUUCAUUCAGUAAUAAAUAAAGCCAUCAUACUCUGUCUCCA
This is a messenger RNA of Equus quagga, 1508 nucleotides long. RefSeq names its product fumarylacetoacetate hydrolase (gene FAH). The transcript is spliced from 14 exons. Lineage: Eukaryota; Metazoa; Chordata; Mammalia; Perissodactyla; Equidae. Gene Ontology annotation, biological process: homogentisate catabolic process; L-phenylalanine catabolic process; L-tyrosine catabolic process. The coding region runs from base 130 to 1389 and encodes 419 amino acids. The record is from RefSeq and is a predicted model, not a curated record. Gene Ontology annotation, molecular function: fumarylacetoacetase activity.